Hypoxylon fragiforme is the source of this 1583-nucleotide messenger RNA. RefSeq lists its product as uncharacterized. The coding region runs from base 337 to 1287 and encodes 316 amino acids. The transcript is spliced from 2 exons. The record is from RefSeq and is a predicted model, not a curated record. Lineage: Eukaryota; Fungi; Ascomycota; Sordariomycetes; Xylariales; Hypoxylaceae.
UAACCCUGAAGGUGACAUUGCACCUAUGUACAUACGCUACUACAGGCAGGUAAGUUGAGCUCAGUGUCUCUUUAAUUAAUUACCCGGGUACUAUGUUAGCUAUGUAGUACAUAUGUGAAUAGUAAGAAUCCCACCUGCUUUCCCCGGAUCCUUCUUCCUCUGCCAUCAACAACAGGCGUGCCUCUUUGCCGCCGUCCGAUCCUUCCAAUUGCUCCGAAUUGCUUUCAAUUCGGUCCAUUCUUUUUAUUUUUAUAUUCGAAUAUACAUACUACCUAAUAAUAAUCAAUAUAAUGCUCGCCUCUCGGCUAUGAUUGGAUCCCACGAUCAACGAAUCACAUGGCGCAAUCUGAUGAGUCCGGCACCAUGACCUCGGGCUGGUCAAAGGAAAAAUCUGUAAUUCAAGAGAAAACAGGAGCACCAGUAGCAAUACCACAUUCGGGCGUGGUCACGACUGUGACAUCCCCUACCGCAGUCAAAAGGGCAUCCUCGGUAUUCGAGUUCCGUGGCUUUGACUUUUUCGCCAAUCGCGACUUCAACGAGCUGAAGAAUGCUUCUCGAGCUUACUUUGGGCCCCAAGGCGGCUCUGAAAAGCAUGAACGCCUGCCGUCCACCUGGCUAGGCGAUGAAACGCCCACUGGGACACCACGAUCCUCCGAUGUUGGCCCUCCCCCUAGAAGCAGUUUGCUUCCACCUCCGCUCGGCAGGCAAUCGCCGCCUGUCGAUAGGGGCAUACUGGGCCUUAGGAGAUCUCGAUUCUGGUGGUUAGUGGCACUAGUAGCGCUCUUGUUGCUUGUCGCUAUCGGUGUCGGCGUUGGGAUCGGUGUUGGUAGGCGGGCGUCAGGAAAUUCUGGUGACGUCGCUGCUUCAGCAGACUCUGUGUCAUCGAGUUCGCCUACCAGCACGUCUUUGGGUCCUAGCUCCUCGGCUACUGGCACUGCAACUGCAACGGCGAGCUCGCCGACUUCAACUUCAACAGGCAGCUCGGCCGGUAAAAUUGACUGUCCCGCGGCCAACGGCACCACUUACCAAGUUCCCGGGUCCAGCAAGCAAUUUCUACGUGUGUGCGGCGUAGACUAUAGUGGCCAGGGCGCAGAGGACCUACGCCAGGUGUCCACGGAGACUAUGCUGGAUUGCAUAAAGAACUGUGCUGGAACAGCCGAGUGUACGGGUUGUGGGUGGGGUUAUAUUGAAGGGGACGUUGGCGCCCAGCACACGUGCUACCUCAAGGGCAACCUCACGAAAUCUCAUGAGGCCGAUGUCAACUGGGCUUUUGCUGUGCUUAUAUGAAGUAGAUGACCAGUGGAUGAGAAGAUGUGGCAAUUUGUUGAACUGUGAAUGACUAUCGAGUCGAGCGUUGGUGGUUAUAGUAAUGUUUUGCAAUGUCCCUACUUAUGCGGGUAGACAAUACGUGCAUAUAAUGUCCUCAAUGUGGCCCGCUUCAAUGGCUGCUUACCUAUGUAUAUGUUGUGUAUCUUGACAGCUAUUGCUGCGUGCCUAGACACCUAUUUAUUUGACAGUACUUCAUGAUCUAACAUUUUGGAUUACUCCGUCACUAUCACCCAGUAUAGUUUGUGCACCUUAUA